Messenger RNA from Carica papaya (papaya), 1254 nucleotides. Lineage: Eukaryota; Viridiplantae; Streptophyta; Magnoliopsida; Brassicales; Caricaceae. The record is from RefSeq and is a predicted model, not a curated record.
AAGUUUCCUUGCCUGAAAAUUUACUCCUCAUCAUCCUCAUCACACCGUCUUCAUCGUCACGAUCCCUCUCAGUAAUUUUAAAAUCAUCGUCUCCAUUUCUUCGACAACGACGAUUACAUCACCGUCACGCAACGUCAAUGGCUGCGAUUGGUCACAGCAAUCUCAAUGCGAAACUCGUUCUGCUGGGCGACAUGGGCGCUGGGAAAUCCAGCCUCGUCUUGCGUUUUGUCAAGGGCCAAUUUCACGAAUUUCAGGAAUCGACUAUAGGUGCGGCGUUUUUCUCGCAGACGCUGGCGGUGAACGAUGCGACAGUGAAGUUUGAGAUAUGGGACACGGCGGGGCAAGAGAGGUACCAUAGCUUGGCGCCAAUGUACUACAGAGGCGCUGCUGCAGCUAUUAUUGUCUAUGACAUUACUACUUCUGAGUCAUUUACUCGAGCUAAGAAGUGGGUGCAGGAACUCCAGAAGCAAGGGAACCCUAACAUGGUAAUGGCCCUUGCUGGUAACAAAGCUGAUCUAGAAGACAAAAGGAGCGUAACAUCUGAAGUAAGUAGCAAUUUUCUAUCACUCAUUCUACUUGUUGGCAUGGAGUUUCUUUUGUAUUAAUUGUCUUUUUAGUUGUGCUGUUACUUUAUGAGUUUUAAUCUGUUUUUUGGUUAAGGGUGCAGACCCUCCUUAUCUUUAUGUUGAUGGCAUUAUUGUAACAUCUUGUGGACAAAAUGGCCCAUAACAGUAACCUUCUCUUGAAACUGAAGAGAGGACAUUUAUGUUUUCACUAAUUUUCCUCUUUUCUUCAUUUCCUUUCCUGGUAGAAAAAAGUUCUUUGGAGUAUAAUAGAAAAGAUAAGAGAGAGAGAAAGAUGAAUAGAAUAUAAAACAUGGAAAAAAUCUUUGAACUGUUUUCUGAAGUAGUUUAUUGAAAUAGAUUUUGGUAUUUCUCAUCUGUGAAAUUUUUUCUUUACCUAUAGCUAUUCAAACGUGUUUUUGGACAAAUAACGGUGUUCUAUACUUGUCUCUCGAAACACGAUUUUGAGAACAGAAUUAAAGACUUAUGAAAAGAUGUCCCACGAAUCAGAUCCAAGGGCCUACCAGCAUAGAAUGUGAACAUAACUGCAUUAGUUUAGAUUAUCGCUAUGCUACUACAUCGACGUAUUUAGUUUUACCUUUCCUAAGUUGUUAUUGUCUAUAACAGAAGCAAUGUAACACCCCGUUUUUUUUUUCUUAACGGUGUACGAUAAAGCACCCAUACAACACAA